This is a messenger RNA of Linum tenue, 2262 nucleotides long. Lineage: Eukaryota; Viridiplantae; Streptophyta; Magnoliopsida; Malpighiales; Linaceae. The record is from the annotation of a GenBank genome assembly.
AUUUGCAGGGAUAAUUGUUAAUUGUCCCUUUAUCUAACCUUUCAUUUUCUUAAUGGAAAAUGAGUUAAUAAUGGAUUCUUAAUCAGCUAUUAGGCGAUGACACUUUUCAACACAGGCAGGCAGCAGCACAUUAGAUAAAGACUGGUGGGAGCUCGUCGUGAGGGAAAGAGUCUUUUCCUUUUCGUUGUUCUGUUCUGCUUUGCUUUUCCUUCGCUUUCCUGCAAAAACCUCUCGCACAGGUAAAUCAAUCUACUUGAGAAUUCCUCUUCUUCCGAGAACAUGUUAAAAGAUCCGACCUUUUUGCUUGUCAUGGCUGAUCUUCUCUUCUCUUCCCUUCCCUCGCAGUUUCCCAUUUCCUCAUUCUUUGAAUUUCGAUUGCUGCAACUUGGGCAGCUUCUUGAUUUCCAAUUUGGGUGUUUUUUUUGCCUCGAUUUGUUCAUUAGUUAGUGUUUGAGCCUUUAAGACUUUCCCGCUAUUAUGUUUUCUUUCCGAUCAAAGUUUCCAUAUCUUACACUUUUGUGAGGGGGAGAGGGGAGGAGGAAACUAAAAUUGGGUACUUUCACUGUUAGGCAAUCAAGUUCAGACAUGGGUGCUUUAACAUAUUCACUCAACCUCACAACUUACUCAAGUGACAACACUUUGGGUCAUCAUUCUGUCAAAUAACUAGAGUUUCAAUGGGAUCAGAAGGGACUGUGCCUGCUUCUGAAGCCUCUGAUGGACCUUCCUGCGUAACAGUCCACGUGACGGGGUUCAAGAAAUUCCAUGGAGUGUCCGAGAAUCCCACGGAGACGAUUGUUUGCAACCUGCAGGAGUACAUGAACAAGAACGGGAUGCCGAAAGGUCUGGUCUUGGGGAGUUGUCACGUGCUUGAAACUGCAGGACAAGGUGCAGUUGCUCCUCUUUACCAGACAUUGCAAUCUGCCAUACCUUCUUCUGAGGAUUCCAAUCCUUGUGAUUCUGGGAAAGUUAUCUGGGUGCAUUUCGGGGUGAAUAGUGGGGCCACAAAGUUUGCAAUCGAGAAUCGAGCGGUUAAUGAAGCUACUUUUCGAUGUCCUGAUGAGAUGGGAUGGAAACCACAGAAACUUCCCAUCAUUCCUUCAGAUGGUGAGAUUUCACAAGUUAGAGAGACGGCUCUUCCUGUGGAGGAGAUUACAAAUGCCUUGGCAAAGAAAGGUUUUGAAGUAAUGACCUCGGAUGAUGCUGGCCGAUUCGUGUGUAAUUAUGUCUACUACCAUUCGCUUCGCUUUGCAGAGAAGAACGGGACUAAAUCACUAUUUGUUCAUGUACCUCUAUUCUUAACCAUUGAUGAGGAGACCCAAAUGCAGUUCGCUGCUUCCUUAUUGGAGGUAAUGUUCCGUAUGUGAACAUUAUAACUUCCAGCUCCAAUGGAUAUACAAUCAUCUCCUGGAAAUGGUGAGAACGAGAAAGACUAACAUGAACCAAUUCUGGAUGUAACUUAGAGAGAGAUGGGAAUACGAUGAGACUCAAAGAAGGUGAGUGGAUGUUGAGCAUUCGCACCACGACAUUUUGACAGUGGUCGAGCCGGAAGUGGAACUGAGGACUGUUCUGCACCUUCAGCCCUUGAACUGUGAGGUUUGAGCUCAUGAAGAACCUUAUUGCCUGCACAUUUCUCUGAUCAAUCAGUUUCCAGGAAGGAGGAAAGGGAAAAGUUUGUGUGUUUUUCUGUUCUACUACUUACAACUGGGCUAUCACAAGAGGAAGGAGCUACUGUUGCUGUUCCAUGAAUCCCCUGAAACUCAGUUCAGCCAGAGUAACUUAGUAGCAGAAAUUUACUAACAACCACAUUUUUAUUACAUUAGAUGCCUAAAAUCAAGCUGCAAUUACACCAAAGGUUGGAGCUUUUUACUUUGUGAGGCUUACAGGGGAGAUCCCACCAUUUAUGUCCUCUCCCAUCUACAACACCAUCACCCUGCACUGUCAUGCCUGUGACAUUGUAGAACACCAACCAUUGUCUCUUGUUCGAGUAAUUGGGCCAUGAUCUCGGUCCAUCCGGUGCCAUUAUGGUUCCAUCAAUCUGAAAUAGGAGGCUAGUCUGACAAGGUCCUGCUAAGACAGUAGGCUGAACGACGAAACGAUAGCCAGCUGGAGCUACGAGGAGGGCGGGUUGUGUUUGGCUGCAGGCAAUGUCCCAUGCCAUCUUGAACGCUGGCGUGUCGUCUGCUUCACCAUCGCCAACUGCACCGUAAGAAAGCACACUGAAAACUGUAGCAGGCUCAGAAGGGGAUGAAGUUGGAGAUAGAG